AUUGAGCACCAAAACAAAUAUUUCUUACAAGAAAACCAUGGCUACUACUCUUCCCAAUUCAUUCUUUACCACUCUCGUCAUCUCCAUCCUCCUCGCCUCCGUCCUCUACCAAGCCACCGGCGAUGCCGAUGAUUUUUUGGUGGAACUCAAUCAAUCAAAGCCCGUCAAGGAAAAACUCAGCCAUUUUCGUGUGUACUGGCACGACAUUAUAAGUGGUCGGGACCCAACAUCAGUUCGAAUCGUCAACUCGUCCACUCGUAAUGGAUUCGGAACAGUGAACAUGAUUGACAACCCACUAACCGUAGGGCCUGAACUGAGCUCCAAACUCGUCGGAAAGGCCCAAGGGUUUUACGCACUUGCGUCGCAAGAAGAGCUUGGCCUAUUAAUGACCAUGAACUUCGUGUUCAUCGAGGGGAAGUACAACGGCAGCACGAUCACGGUGUUAGGGAGGAACGCCGUUUUGAAUGAGGUGCGGGAGAUGCCGGUGAUUGGAGGAAGCGGGCUUUUCCGAUUCGCUCGUGGCUACGUUCAGGCACGGACGCAUAUGUUUGAUAUUAAGACGGGAGAUGCGACGGUUGAGUAUAAUGUUUAUGUGAUGCAUUAUUGAUUAAUUUCUCUUUAGAAAAUUUUCAAUGAGAGAAUAAUUGAUGUGGGGUAGGUAAGUACAAUAUUAUGCAAUAUUUUAUCGUACUUGAUUAUGAU
This is a messenger RNA of Sesamum indicum (sesame), 702 nucleotides long. RefSeq names its product dirigent protein 22-like. NCBI's taxonomy places the organism in Eukaryota, Viridiplantae, Streptophyta, Magnoliopsida, Lamiales, Pedaliaceae. The record is from RefSeq and is a predicted model, not a curated record.